AUGGACGACCACGCAUCGGGCUCGCGGACGAACGCCGCUCCGCCGAGUCCGUCCGGGUCUACCAGUACCGCUGGGAUCGUCUGGCGUAAUGGCCAACCUGUGUUGCAGAUGCAGGACGCGGUAGUGGAGACUGUUGUCACUCACACCACCCGAACCACCACUUCCUUUGCGCCAAUCUCCCUCCCUCGGCUACCGGAUCCCGACCACCUCCCCAUCCCGACCCACCUUCCCGCCGAGAUAUACCCUCUCGCCACCGAGCCCAUCCCGGAGGACAUGAAGUUCUUUGCGAUGCACAUUGGCGGCCAGCGGGUCAUCGUCCAGGAGGAUGGUACACCUGCUGGACCUUCCCAGAUGCUUCCGCUCGAGACGGGCGGCGCAGGCUGGCGGCGGACCAUGCAGAGCUCGGGAUUCCGCAAUGAGAUGCCCCGUGUGGGUCUGGCGGGCGCUUUGUCGGGAAUGAAGGGCAAGGAGGCUGUAAAGGACAUGCGGAAGCGACCGCUGAGCUUCACAAGAGCUGGCGGGCCGUCUACUGCGCCCACGCCGCCAGUGACGGGCGUGCGAGGGCAGAGUCCGCCUCGGAAGCGGGUCCGAGGGCUGGACGAGACCCACCCUCGCGAUGGGGCGCUGCUAUCGCCUCUGCCGUCGCCGGAGCAAGAAGCGUCCAGCUCGUCCAAGGCGAAGCAGGCAUCUGCUUCAAGCUCUCCCAAGCCAAAGCAGAAACCAAACGUCGGCAGCGGUAACGAGCUCGCCGCUCUCUUUUCCCUUCCUACCCUCGUCACGCAAUUCGAGACACUCCCCGACAAGCUGCAACAGCACGUCAUGAUGCAAUUCCUGCGUCGGUCUCGAAUGCCGACUAUCCAGCGGCUCACCUCGUUUGCCGCCAUCGCGCUCAAGCGGGAUUUCAUCACGACGCUACCGCACGAGCUGGCGGUCCAGAUUCUGCGGUGUGUCGAUACCCAAACGCUAGCGCGGUCCACGCGGGUUAGCCAGAAAUGGAAGCGGACGAUCGAUUCCGAGCGGGCGGUAUGGAAGCAGCGGCUGGUGGAUGAUGGACUGUGGCAGGGGCUGGGGACGGAGGAGGAGGAAGAGGGCUUAAUGAAGCAGCGGAUGGAGGUGCUGCGGUGGCAUGGCCGGAUCAUGCCCAAAGGGGGUACGCCGAGCGAGGAAGAGCUCAUGGACAUGCCAUCUGCUGGUCCAUACCCAACCUUUUCGACUUCGAUGGAGCCAGAAAUGGCCAUCCCGCUCAAACACGUCUACCGGCGCCGGUACAUGGCCGAGCAGAACUGGCUGAAUCGGACGCCAACACAUCGCUCGUUCCCGGGUCAAGGGAUGAACGUGGUCACCUGUACCCAGUUCGACCGGGACAAGAUCAUCACGGCGUCAGACGACCACUCCAUUAAUAUCUAUGAUAUUCAACAGGGAUCGCUCAAGCGCCGUCUGGACGGGCACGAGGGCGGGGUAUGGGCGCUGGAGUAUAGGGGAGAUACCCUCGUGACAGGCAGCACGGAUAGGACGGUCCGGGUAUGGGAUCUGGAGACGUACGAGGAGGUCCAUACGUUCCAUGGGCACAGCAGUACCGUUCGAUGUCUCCAGAUCGUCGAGCCGGUGCUGGAUGAGGCAACGGGCGAGUACAUGCCGCCAUACCCCAUGUUCGUGACGGGGAGUAGGGACUCGAGUCUGCGGGUCUGGAAGCUGCCAAAGAAGGGCGAGCCGCGGUGUAACACAUACGUGAGUCUGCGAACCAUGCGUGCUGGAUUUGAGCUGAAUUUGCAGAAUGAAGAUGGGAUAGAGGAGAUUCUCAAGCCAGAGGACAACCCUUUCCACCUGCACUUGCUGGCGGGUCACUCCCAAGCUGUCAGGGCGAUCGCUACGUACGGCCGGCUAUGCCUUUCGGGCUCAUACGACUGCACCGUCCGAGUCUGGGAUAUCAUCAAGGGUACUUGCUUGCAUGUUCUCACUGGCCACGAGGCGCGAGUCUAUAGUCUGGUUUACGAUCGGUUCCGCAACCGCUGCGCCUCCGGGUCCAUGGACAAUACCGUGAAGGUAUGGGACGUCGCAACCGGCGAAUGCCUGCAUACGCUAUCCGGCCAUACCGCCCUCGUCGGUCUCCUCGCGACAUCGCCCAACUACCUCGUCUCGGCCGCGGCAGACGCCUCGCUCCGGAUCUGGGAUGCCAAUACCGACUCCCUGAAGCACAUCCUCGGGGCGCACGGCGGCGCCAUCACCUGUUUCGCGCACGACGAGACCAAGGUCGUCUCGGGGUCGGAGGGGAGUAUCAAGCUCUGGGACAUCCGGACGGGGCAGUACAUCCGGGAACUGGUCGUCGGGAUCCAAUCGGUCUGGCAGGUCGUCUUCAAGGACAAUAUCCUCGUCGCUGCGACGUCUCGGGCGGGAGCGACCGUCUUCGAGAUCUUCGACUUUGGGGAGCUGGACGACUGUAGCGGGCUGGACGACGCGCGGCUGGACGGAUACGCCAAGCCCGCGUGGGAGCGGGAUGAUCCUCGCGAGCCGCAGGCGUAUCAAUUUGACGAU
This is a messenger RNA of Dioszegia hungarica, 2532 nucleotides long. RefSeq names its product WD40-repeat-containing domain protein. The transcript is spliced from 3 exons. The annotation marks the transcript as partial. NCBI's taxonomy places the organism in Eukaryota, Fungi, Basidiomycota, Tremellomycetes, Tremellales, Bulleribasidiaceae. Gene Ontology annotation, molecular function: protein binding. The record is from RefSeq and is a predicted model, not a curated record.